Gasterosteus aculeatus aculeatus (three-spined stickleback) is the source of this 4861-nucleotide messenger RNA. NCBI's taxonomy places the organism in Eukaryota, Metazoa, Chordata, Actinopteri, Perciformes, Gasterosteidae. The record is from RefSeq and is a predicted model, not a curated record.
AGAGCUUCAGUCGUUGCCACGCCAUCGUUAUUGGCCACGCCACGCCAUGCAAUUAUUUUACCAUCCUAAAUAAUCAUUUCCAGGACUCCUCGGUGGAUUAUUAUCAGAGUUGUUUGUCAGUCUUGCGAGUUAUAAUUGCUGACGGAGGACGGAGCUAGACACCGCCCUGACCCGCUUCGAGUCUGCCGGACCCGGAUUGCAUAUUCUUUCUAGGUUUCGGACAGGUGCCAGACCCCCCGCGCGCUGACGGGGGGAAGCCGCGCGCAUUACGGGAAUAUCUUUUUUUUUUGGACGGGGUGUAGGGGAAUCGAAAUAGUUUUAUUUGGCCCAAUCUGGACGGAUAGCUGCACAUUCUGGAGGACCCCCCCCCCCGUUCAAAUUCCGCAGACUGAUGCUCGGAUAUUUGAAACGUAAUUUGCACUCAAGGACACCCUGCGCAUCGGUGGGUGUAGUUUCUUAUUUGGGGUUUAGAGCGAUCACGCGCGAUAUAUAUUAACGUUAAUGUGUGUUUUUAAAUGGGAAUUGAGAUGCGCAUCCUCCACCCGCCCCCAUCGUUUGUGGAUGUGCACUUGAACGCUUGUCGUGGGUCUGCACAGUGAGGACCACCGGCACCUGGAUGGCCGGUUCGCCCUCUUUUCCUCUCUCUGCUGCCCGAAUGCGCGCACGUCUGUGCCGGUAAUUCCGCCUCUCCUGCUGCCACCCAGUCCCAACACACACAAACACACGCACGCACACGCAAACACAGUCCCGUCUAUUCAGCUCCCAGCAAAACUACCAAUAGAGCUUCCUUCUGCUCGUAUGUGCACGGGAAAGGAGUCGCGCGGUAGAGGAGCGCAGGAGUUGGGAUAAGCAGCCGAACCUGAUCACCUUUUUUCUUUUCUUUUUAACGCCUGUCAAGGGGCUUCUCGUUGUGAUUUAAAACUCAUCUGCUAGCUGACGGAGAGGAGGAAGAGGAAGAUAAAGGGAUUCUGGUGAAAAAGACGCAAACUGAGAGGAGAGAAGGUGGAGAGAUCGAUGAAGUUAUCAGGAAUAUCUGAGCUGGCAACCGGAUGACUCAAAGCUCUCCUGCAGGAGGGUGCCCUUGUUGGCUUGUCAUUCUGUUGUAACCCUGAGGCCAGUUAUGUGACCGGAAUGAGAAUUCAACAUAAUAGGAAAGACUCCGAAGGACUUCCUGCAUCCCAGAGAAACUCAGGCGGUCUUGGUAGACUUUGACGGACAGCUCAGACAGUUUGCCAUCAACAAAUUUUGAGGACUCUCAAGGCACGUCUUCAGGGUCCUGAGGUCGUGGACGUGCGACCCAGAGUAUGCGCAGGUGAACCCGGAUGAGCUCCACCUCCGUUUUGUCCCCUGUGAGGAGAGGACGGCUCCCCUGCCCUGAUAGAGAGGCCGCUGCAGAUCGCGUCCGGUCAACACUUCACAUCUCGGCUCGUUGCUAAUUGGCUCCACUUGAUAAAGGAAUACUGAAACCAUCUGAACCAGCAGGAGAGCAGACAUGGACGACGUCUCCUUGCUGGUCCGCCCGCUCCUCCUGCUCUUCCUCCUCCUCUUCGUCCUGUCCUCCCUCCCCUCCGGCUCUGCCAUGCUGUGUCCCAAGAGGUGCACCUGCCAGAACCUGCUGCCGUCCUACACCGUGCUGUGUGCCAAGACGGGCCUCCUCUUCGUCCCGCCCAACAUUGACCGGCAGACUGCCGAGCUCAGGCUGAUGGACAACUUCAUCACAACGCUGAGGCACCGCGACUUCGCCAACAUGUCCAGCCUGAUCCACCUGACGCUGAGCAGAAACACCAUCAGUCAGAUCCGGCCGUAUGCCUUCGCUGACCUCCAGGACCUCCACGCUCUCCACCUGGACGCCAACCGCCUCACCAGCCUGGACGACUCCCACUUCCAGGGCCUGGUGAACCUGCGGCACCUCAUCCUGGCCAACAACCAGCUGCACAGCAUAUCAGAGGGAGCCUUCCAGGACUUCCUGGAGACUCUGGAAGACUUGGAUCUGAGCUACAAUAACAUGGUGGACAUCCCCUGGGACACCAUCUCCCUGCUGGUCAGCGUCAACACCCUCAGCCUCGACCAUAACCUCAUAGAGAGCGUCCCAGAGGGAAUCUUCUCCAACCUGCACAAACUGGCCAGAUUGGACAUGACCUCCAACAAGCUGAAGAAGAUUCCCCCCGACCCGCUGUUCCUGCGGAUCCCGGUAUACGCCAAGAUGAAGGGCUCUCCUCUCACAGCGCUGGUGUUGAGCUUCGGGGGGAACCCCCUGCACUGUAACUGUGAGCUGGUCUGGCUCCGCCGACUGACCAGAGAGGACGACCUGGAGACCUGCGCUUCCCCUAAAGAGCUGGCCGGAAAAUACUUCUGGACUAUUAAAGAGGACGAGUUUGUUUGCGAGCCACCGAUGAUAACUCGCCACACCUCCAAGAUGUUUGUGAUGGAGGGUCAGGAGGUCAGCCUUCGCUGCAAGUCCAUCGGAGAUCCUGAGCCGUCCACGCACUGGGUCAGUCCCGAUGGAAAGCUGAUCGGCAACACCACCAGAACCGUCUGCUACGAGAACGGCUCGCUGGACAUCCUCAAGGCCUCCGUCAAGGAUUCUGGAAAGUUCACGUGCAUAGCGUCCAAUGCGGCCGGGGAGGCCACCGCUCCUGUUGAGUUGGUGGUCAACCCCUCACCACACUUUGACCCAAAACUGGACCCCGACCCCGGGCCUUCGGACAUCCCCACAUCCAUCAAGUCCAACGCCAGCGGUGGUCAGUCGCGCUCCGAUCAGCAGAGGGUCAGCGUGUCGGAUCUAACGUCCGGCUCUGCAACCAUCAGAUGGCCGCCGCAGAACCACAUACCAGGAGUCCGCAUGUACCAGAUCCAGUACAACAGCUCCUCAGACGACAUCCUCAUAUACAGGAUGAUCCCAGCCAACCACAAGUACUUCCUGCUGAGCGACCUAGCGUCAUCGCGGGAGUACGAGCUGUGUGUCCUGGCCGUCUACGAUGACGGCAUCACCGCUCUGACCGGCACCAAGCUGGUGGGCUGCGUGUCCUUCUCCACGGAGACGGAGUACGGCCGCUGCCACUCCAUACGAGACCAGUUCCUGGGAGGUACCAUGAUCAUCAUCAUCGGAGGGAUCAUCGUUGCCUCUGUCCUUGUCUUCAUCUUCAUCCUCCUGAUGAAGUACAAGCUGCACAGUAACCACUACAAGCAGAAAGCCGCCGCGCGCCACGCCAACGUCUGCUCCCAGACCAACGGAGGGGGGGGAGGAGGAGGAGCCAACGCCCUGCCACCAUCCUCCUCCUCGGCAGGCCAGGGUGGAGGCACUAAUAAAAACUCCCAACCAUCAUCGUCCACAGAGGGGAUGGGAGGAGCUUCGCUUCGAGGGACGACCGUAGUAGACUUAAAUCCCACCCACGACGAUGACGUCAUCUCCCAAUAACACACAAGAUUCUGUCAGUCAAAAACACAACUCACCAAUCUCUGAGCCCAAACCAAUACUCCAUCGCCCCGCCCACUUUUUCUUUUCUUCUUUUUGUUGGCGUCUCAAGCCGAACUCCGCUUAACGCCGAGGAGACACUCUUUUCAUUGUGGGUUUCACGGUCACGUCCUUCUAUUGAGCCCCGAUGAUCAGGUAUUCGACCCAGACACACACGCCCAACCCCUCACACCACUUCAGAACCAGAUGGGAUACAAGGAUUGUGUGGGAAGCCGGAGGAGGAAAAGCAGCCUUCCUGACGACAGCAGAAGAGUUCAGCCACCGUUGGAUUCGGGUCUGGCUCCGGGCUUUGAACCCGGCUCGGGAUCGGUGCUUAACUGAAGCUUGGAACCUUGAAUCAGAGGAGUCGGAAGGGAAUAUGUUCUGGAAUCUCUUCUGUUUUUUGAAGGAAGUAUCCAAUGAUCUGAUGGGGCUCUUAUCGGUCUAGCAGGGAUUUUUGGCAUUUGACACUUAAUGUUGCUCUGGGAACACACUGAAGGGAUUUCUGGAUUACUGACCAUACCCUUUAUCACAUUCUUCCAGGAUCUUUUUGCUUGUGGUUUAUUGAUGGUUCGGUGGCACCGCACCUCUCUCUCCCCCCAGCGUACAGUCAAAUGCCAAAGGGUUUCUUCAGUAUCAUGAGAGCAUCACAAGAGAAAUGGGAGAAUAUGCAGACUCCCAAAAGCACACCUCUCUAUUAUCAAAGAGAAUAUUAAUGUUGGGCCUUGGAUUAAAAAUACAAGCACAUUGUCAAGUGUCUUGUCUCAAACCAUCAACAACAAACUGUCAAACUACCGAAUUUCUCUGGCACUUUAAACAUAUGUCUUCACGUACUCUCUCUAUCUCGUUUUCAUAAACAACUGAAAAGUAUACUCUCCAGUAUUACCAAUCUAACUCUUCUGGCUCCGAAUGACUUAAGUGUCAAAAUAAUCAGUGUGUUUGCGUCCAUGGGGGACUGGUUCUCUCUCUGUUUGAGUAUUAAAAAAGAAAACCUUAGUGUCCCGAGAAAGGAGCCACCAGGAUCUCCCAAGCCAAGCUUGAAGCAAUGAUUUCUGGCUCUGCGUUUGACACUGGAAAGAAACUGUACCUGUAAGAAACACUGGCGCUUGAGUUAAAUGUAUUAAGCGGUUUUAAAAGAUGGACCAGCAGAACUUACACUGUCCCGUCCACUCCCUCCCCCCUUUGCUCCCCUUUGCAGUUUGACAGUGUCUGUGUUUGUAUGUGACAUACACCUUACAGUCUUCGAUGGUUUGAUACCCAUGAUUUACUUUGAAUAUUACGAAACAAAUGACCACAAUAAGGAGAAAAAAACCACAGCAACAUGCAAGAUGGGGAUUUUAUGCUUUCAUAGAUACUAUUAUGUGGAUUUAUAAUGAAAUAAAAAGGUAUUUUUCUUGGAAAAAAGUC